AUGGGCUUUGACGGAAUUAAUACUCCACCGGAGGUAAUGUCGAAAGCCAAACAUGAGCUUAAGACUCUCCUUGGAGAGAAGAAACUAGUGCAAGAAUCAGACAUCGCCAAACUCCCAUACUUACAAGCAAUGACCAAAGAAAGCCUCAGAAUUCAUCCUCCCGGUCCUCUCUUAGUUCCUCACAAAUCAGAAGCUGAGGUGGAAAUAAGUGGCAACACAAUCCCCAAAGGUACACAGAUAUUCAUCAACAUGUGGGCUAAUGAAAGAGACUCGACCCUGUGGUCGAACCCUGACGCUUUUCAGCCCAAACGAUUCUUGGACACAAUAGAGUACAAAGGCCAAGAUUACCUGCUGGUUCCUUUUGGUUCAGGAAGAAGAAUCUGUCCCGGCAUGCCACUGGCAAAUCGGAUGCUACAUGUAACGAUGGCAACUUUAAUCGAUAACUUUGCUUGGGAACUUGAACCAGGGAAGAAACUGGAACCGUUGUAUUGUGCAGAAUUGUUGGGUAUGGCUUUAAGUGUGAAGGAAGCAAAAAGACAGCCAUUGUAG
This is a messenger RNA of Sesamum indicum (sesame), 549 nucleotides long. Its product is annotated as sugiol synthase. The record is from RefSeq and is a predicted model, not a curated record. Lineage: Eukaryota; Viridiplantae; Streptophyta; Magnoliopsida; Lamiales; Pedaliaceae. Gene Ontology annotation, molecular function: iron ion binding; monooxygenase activity; heme binding.